AGUUCUGGCGGCAGCCGUUUUUCUAGUAGAGGCUAUAUAAACAUUGUGAGAGUGAAUAUUGUGAAUAUUGUGAAUAUUUAAUAUAUAAUUGGAUAAAAGAUAACAAAAAAGCUGCCAAAAUGAAUUUAGAACUGUUAGAAUCGUUUGGUCAAAACUAUCCGGAGGAAUUUGAUGGUACAUUAGAUUGCAUAUCCCUUGCUGUAACUUGUACAUUUAAUAAAAGAGGUACUCUACUUGCUGUUGGGUGCAACGAUGGCAGAAUCGUAAUUUGGGAUUUUCUCACCCGUGGUAUAGCUAAGAUUAUUAGUGCUCAUGUGCAUCCUGUAUGCUCAUUGAGUUGGUCUCGAAAUGGUCAUAAACUGUUGAGUGCUUCUACAGAUAAUAACGUGUGUAUAUGGGAUGUUCUAUCUGGAGAAUGCGAUCAAAAAUACAGAUUUCCUUCGCCAAUAUUGAAAGUGCAGUUUCAUCCAAGAAAUCUGAAUAAAUUUUUGGUAUGCCCAAUGCGCCAUGCCGCUGUUAUGGUGGAUGUUGAAGGAACGCACAAGGUUAUUCCACUUGACGAAGAUAGUGAUUUAAAUAUAGUAGCAUCGUUUGAUCGACGCGGAGAUUAUGUAUAUACCGGGAAUGCUCGUGGCAGAGUUUUAGUUCUCGAUGCUGAAACGUUAAUUGUAAAGGCUUCUUAUAAGAUAUCGCAAGGCACUGCUAGCAAUACGGCGGUAAAAAGUAUAGAAUUUGCACGGCGUGGUUCUUGUUUCUUAGUUAACACAUCCGAUAGAGUGAUUCGCGUAUACGACAGUACUGAGAUAUUAACGUGUGGUAAGAACGGUGAGCCCGAGCCUAUUCAAAAGUUGCAAGAUCUUGUAAAUAAAACAAUGUGGAAGAAAUGCUGCUUCUCGGGCGAUGGAGAAUACGUGUGCGCCGGGUCAGCGAGACAACAUGCGUUGUAUGUGUGGGAGAAAAGCAUUGGCAAUUUGGUGAAAAUAUUACACGGAACUAAAGGCGAGCUGCUACUCGAUGUUGUGUGGCAUCCAGUGAGACCAAUAAUUGCCUCGAUAUCGUCAGGUGUAGUUUCUAUUUGGGCACAAAAUCAAGUAGAGAAUUGGUCUGCGUUUGCGCCAGAUUUUAAAGAGUUAGACGAAAAUGUUGAGUACGAGGAACGAGAAAGUGAAUUUGACUUGAGCGAUGAAGACAAGUCUGUAGUACAGGGAGAGGAAGCGCAGGAUGAAGAAAUAGAAGUGGAUGUUGCAUCGAUCGAUCGAGUUGCUGCAUUUUGCAGCUCUGACGAAGAAACUGAAGAUAUUGGUUCUCUCCAAUUUUUACCUAUAUCUCCCGAUGUGGAAGAUUCUGAAGAUAAUCAGGUGACGCCGCACGAACCACCGAUGAAGAAACAUCGUUCCCAUGAUAUAAAUUUGCAAGGCGCACCGACUGAUGAAACUCAUCCCCUACUGAAUAAAGGAAAAGAUAAACCAACCACUAAAAAGGGAAGACCGAGGCUAGAACAUAGAAAAGGAAAAUAAUUUAACAUGUAAGAUAUUGUGUAAUUCUUUUACAUGAUUAUCUAAAAGAAUGUUUUCUUAUAAUUAUACAGUUUUUAUAUCUUAUAUCAAUAUUUUCUUCCUCCUUUUUUUUUCUCUUAUCGUAAAUUCCUUAAUUUUAAAGGUGUAAUAUGUUAAACGUAUUUUAGAACUCAAACUUGUAUUUGUCUUUAACACCUGUUCCCUGCCGCGUUUACUAUUUUCGAUACAACAUUACUGAAACUCAUUUUCAGGCCAAGUGAUAUUUUUAUCAUUGGUAAAUAAAGUGCAACAAAAUAUA
Ooceraea biroi (clonal raider ant) is the source of this 1815-nucleotide messenger RNA. It is a transcript of the gene Rbbp5, whose product is annotated as retinoblastoma binding protein 5. Gene Ontology annotation, cellular component: Set1C/COMPASS complex. The record is from RefSeq and is a predicted model, not a curated record. NCBI's taxonomy places the organism in Eukaryota, Metazoa, Arthropoda, Insecta, Hymenoptera, Formicidae. Gene Ontology annotation, molecular function: protein binding.